UACUCCGUUCCUCCGGAUUUCGAUCCCCCUUUUUCUAUCUGUCAAUCAGCGCCGCCUUUGAACUGAAAAGCUCUCAGUCUAACUUCAACUCACUCAAAUCCGAGCGGCACGAGCUCCUCCUGUAUCUUCGGCUUCCCCCCCCUUUGCUCUUUAUAUCUGACUUCUUGUUGUUGUUGGUGUUUUUUUUUUACCCCCCUUUUUUUUUAUUUAUUAUUUUUUUGCACAUUGAUCGGAUCCUUGGGAACGAGAGAAAAAAAAGAAACCUAAACUCACGCGUGCAGAAGAUCUCCCCCCCUUCCCCUCCCCUCCUCCCUCUUUCCCCUCCCCAGGAGAAAAAGACCCCAAAGCAGAGAGAAAAAAAAAAAGUUCACCUUGGACUCGUCUUUUUCUUGCAAAAUCUUUUUUUUUUUCGGGGGGGGGGAAACUUUUUUGGGGGAUUAUUUUUUUUUUUUUGGCUUUUCUUCCUCCUUCAUUUUUCUUCCAAAAUUGCUGCUGGUGGGUGAAAAAAAAAAUGCCGCAGCUGAACGGCGGUGGAGGAGAUGACCUAGGCGCCAACGACGAACUGAUUUCCUUCAAAGACGAGGGCGAGCAGGAGGAGAAGAGCUCCGAAAACUCCUCGGCGGAGAGGGAUUUAGCCGAUGUCAAAUCGUCUCUCGUCAAUGAAUCAGAAACGAAUCAAAACAGCUCCUCCGAUUCCGAGGCGGAAAGACGGCCUCCGCCUCGCUCCGAAAGUUUCCGAGACAAAUCCCGGGAAAGUUUGGAAGAAGCGGCCAAGAGGCAAGAUGGAGGGCUCUUUAAGGGGCCACCGUAUCCCGGCUACCCCUUCAUCAUGAUCCCCGACCUGACGAGCCCCUACCUCCCCAACGGAUCGCUCUCGCCCACCGCCCGGACCCUCCAUUUUCAGUCCGGGAGCACGCAUUUGUCUGUGUACAAACCGAUUGAACACCAGUUUGCUGUUCAGUAUCUCCAGAUGAAAUGGCCACUGCUUGAUGUCCAGGCGGGGACCCUCCAGAGCAGACAAGCCCUCAAGGACGCCCGUUCACCAUCACCGGCGCACAUCGUUCAGUGCCCCUUCCCUUGCUGCACUCAGGGACAUGACUGUCAGCACUUCUGCCCCCCCUCAGACUUCACUCUCAGCACCGCAGUCUUCAGGGACAUGAAAAGGAGCCACUCCUUACAAAAAGUUGGGGAGCCCUGGUGUCUGGAGUCGAACAAAGUGCCGGUCGUGCAGCACCCCCACCAUGUCCACCCUCUCACGCCUCUCAUCACCUACAGCAAUGAGCACUUCACCCCAGGAAACCCACCGCCACACUUACCUGCAGACGUCGACCCCAAAACAGGAAUUCCACGGCCUCCACACCCGCCAGAUAUAUCUCCAUAUUACCCGCUUUCUCCCGGCACCGUAGGACAAAUCCCCCAUCCGCUAGGAUGGUUAGUACCACAGCAAGGUCAGCCCGUGUACCCCAUCACCACAGGAGGAUUCCGUCACCCUUACCCCACCGCCCUGACAGUCAACGCUUCUAUGUCCAGCUUUCUGUCUUCUAGGUUUCCCCCCCAUAUGGUCCCACCACACCACACUCUCCACACGACCGGCAUUCCCCACCCGGCCAUAGUCACGCCGACCGUCAAACAGGAAUCCUCCCAGAGCGACGUGGGCUCGCUCCACAGCUCAAAGCAUCAGGACUCCAAAAAGGAAGAAGAGAAGAAGAAGCCUCACAUAAAGAAACCUCUUAACGCGUUCAUGUUGUAUAUGAAGGAAAUGCGAGCGAAGGUCGUAGCUGAGUGCACGUUGAAAGAAAGUGCCGCUAUCAACCAGAUCCUUGGGCGAAGGUGGCACGCGCUGUCUAGAGAAGAGCAAGCAAAAUACUACGAGCUGGCCCGGAAGGAGCGACAGCUUCACAUGCAGCUGUACCCUGGCUGGUCCGCACGGGAUAACUACGGGAAGAAGAAGAAGAGGAAAAGGGACAAGCAGCCGGGAGAGACCAACGAACACAGCGAAUGUUUCCUAAAUCCUUGCCUUUCACUUCCUCCGAUUACAGACCUGAGCGCUCCUAAGAAAUGCCGAGCGCGCUUUGGCCUUGAUCAACAGAAUAACUGGUGCGGCCCUUGCAGGAGAAAAAAAAAGUGCGUUCGCUACAUACAAGGUGAAGGCAGCUGCCUCAGUCCACCCUCUUCAGAUGGAAGCUUACUAGACUCGCCUCCUCCCUCCCCCAACCUGCUAGGCUCCCCUCCCCACGACGCCAAGUCACAGACUGAGCAGACCCAGCCGCUCUCGCUCUCCCUGAAGCCCGACCCCCUGGCCCACCUCUCCAUGCUGCCUCCGCCGCCCGCCCUCCUGCUGGCCGAGGCCCACGGCAAGGCCCCCGCCCUCUGUCCCAACGGGGCCCUGGACCUGCCUCCUGCCGGCCUGCCGCCGCCCAGCCUCCCCUCCUCAGCCCUGGCCCAGCCGUCGACUUCUUCCUUACAUUCCCACAGCGCUUUGGCCGGGCCCCAGCCCCAGCCUCUCUCCCUCGUCACCAAGUCUCUAGAGUAGCUCUCGGCCCGGUUUGCUCUGUGUCGUGUUUCCUUUGGGUUCAGCUUCUCUUGGUUUCCGCCCGCCCUUGGAAAGGUUCUGUUUUGUAC
Messenger RNA from Sorex fumeus (smoky shrew), 2622 nucleotides. It is a transcript of the gene TCF7L2, whose product is annotated as transcription factor 7 like 2. Gene Ontology annotation, molecular function: DNA-binding transcription factor activity, RNA polymerase II-specific; RNA polymerase II cis-regulatory region sequence-specific DNA binding. Gene Ontology annotation, cellular component: beta-catenin-TCF complex; catenin-TCF7L2 complex. Gene Ontology annotation, biological process: regulation of transcription by RNA polymerase II; canonical Wnt signaling pathway. The transcript has 16 exons. The record is from RefSeq and is a predicted model, not a curated record. Bases 512 to 2533 code for a protein of 673 amino acids. NCBI's taxonomy places the organism in Eukaryota, Metazoa, Chordata, Mammalia, Eulipotyphla, Soricidae.